Molecule: messenger RNA, 1396 nt
Organism: Gryllus bimaculatus (two-spotted cricket)
Lineage: Eukaryota; Metazoa; Arthropoda; Insecta; Orthoptera; Gryllidae
Source: the annotation of a GenBank genome assembly
AUGUUAUGGAUUGAGGCGGAGGUUGAAGAUGAGGCGGAGGUUAAAGUUGAGGCGGUGGUUGAAGUUGAGGCGGUGGUUGAAGUUGAGGCGAUGGUUGAAGUUGAGGCGGUGGUUGAAGUUGAAGUGGUGGUUGAAGUUGAGGCGGUGGUUGAAGUUGAGGCGGUGGUUGGAGUUGAGGCGGUGGUUGAAGUUGAGGCGGUGGUUGAAGUUGAGGCGGUAGUUGAAGUUGAGGUGAAGUUAGUUCUGGAAUCGAAAGAAGUCAACGAAGACGAAAAAGAACACAAUAGGGAGAGAGAAGAUGUUGAAGAAGAUGAUAAGGAUGUCGAUGAAGAUGAGGAAAAAAAGACGAAUACAAUUUCUAGGAAGACGAAGAUGACUACGAGCGCUGACGAUAUUAGUGCUAAUGAGGCAGAUAGUAAUAGCGGUGAUUCUAUUAGUGUUGAUGGUGUUGCUGACAAUGUUGUGAUGUUGGUUGUGAUGUGUGUACCUGGCAGGUGUGGUGGAGAUAUUGGUACUGCUGAUGGAGGAAACAAAGAAAAGGCGAAGGAAUCUAAGACUGUUGGCAAUGCAUUUUUGGGAAAAGACAAAGUUUGUGAAGAAUUUCGAAGCAAGCUAGAAAAAGCUUCGUAUUCGGGCAAAAAUGACCACAAGUGUAAACUUCAAGAGCAAAAUCCACAGUCAGACGCUCAGUUGGACAAUGUAGAGGCACCAGAACUCAUGGAAUUCGAUGCUGUGCUAAAACGCGUGAGUCUGUGUGAAGGAGAUCAAGACUAUGAAUUCAAGAUGAUCAACCCUAAGCUCGACCGUAUUUCUUCAGAGACAGUCGCGCUCUCUUGUGAAAUAGAAUUAACUAUGGAUAUUCCAGAUGACCCAACGUACACGGGCAUCUACAAAGUUGUAAACCUUUUACUUAGCGUCGAAGAUGUUAAACCGCUAAUGCGUGAGGGAAUAAUGGUGUUCACGCUGAAACACUUGUUGGACGGAAAGUGUUUUGGUUGUGCCGUCAUUGAAUUCACCGUCACAAUAGAGUAGAAUUCGGAUCUGCAGUUAACAUUUACUACUGCAAAUCGUUUGAUUCCCUCCUCUGGCUUACCAACUCCUAACCGAGAUCUUGUUCCACAUGUUUAUGACUUUCUCUGAGAUGUUACAUUCCAUCAGCAACAGAGGCUGAAGACAAUAAUAAUUCGCUUUGCAUUGGCCCAUGUCCUGCCAUCGCCAUGGGAAUGAAGAGACACCGCCCUAAUGUAAUUUCUGAAGGAAGAUCUCUACAGAAUUUUCUUUCAGAAACGUCAUCGACACCUUGUGUCAAGACUUAAUAAAACAUUCAUGUGUCAGGCCUCUCAACAGAAUGCACCAUCACACCCUGCAAUAAGUUGCUUAUGUAAAAAAAAGAUUA